CAUCUGGACGGGCCGCGGUCAGCUGUCUGCACAUCACUGGAACGUCACAUACUUUAGUUACAGUGUAUCGGGUGUCAAAACAGGCUGAAGUAACAGUGUCUGCUGAUAGCUUUGAUAUACUCACUCAUUAUGAAGUAAUGAAUGAACUCAGAAAUGGAUGCUUCUCAUCUUGAGUCUCCAUUAUUGUCCCAAGCUUCUCCUGUCCCUACAGUUCUCUCUGCAUCUGGACACGCCAUUCAUCCAAUGUCCUCCUCUUUAUCAAGACCUAGCCCCUCCCUUUCAACAGGUCGCUCACAGCUGAACGCAGCCAGUAGUUCCCAUGCUGGCUUUCCAGGACAAUCAUCAUCUUCUCCACAGGGUGAAAUCCCAGAGAAUCUGAGCAUUGACGAGCUUAAAAAGAGGGCUAAGAAUGGAGACGCCAAAGCACAGACAGAGAUUGGUAGGUAUUACCUGAGACUAGCUGAACAAGAAGACGAGGAGGUGAAUUGCGUUACCGCUGUAACAUGGCUGCUCCAGGCAGCAAAGAAUGGCAGAAAAGAUGCAGUGAAACUUCUUCAACGCUGCCUGCAUGAGAGGAGAGGUAUCACAGCUGAAAACAGAGAGGAAGUGCGUUCACUGGCAUGCGAAUCUCGUUUCGAACGCAGCGUCAGGAAAGCAGCUCUGCUCAUGUACUGGAAACUCAAUCCAGAGAGGAAGAAAAAGAUCACUGCCUCUGAACUACUGGAAAACAUGAGCCAUCUCAACACUGAGACAGAUGGCGCUCCCAUCAGCCCUCUCUCCAGCCCAGCACAAAAACAAAGGAAAGUUUUGGAGAGUCUGGUAUCAAGAGAUGGGACUGAUUACGUAGAUCUAGAGGAGUUUGUUGAGAAUGCGAAGCAAUAUGCUCAGGGUAUCUCACCAACAAUUGCCAUGGAAGGAGUUGCAUUUGAUGAUGACGAUGAUGACGAAGAGCCAGUGAAGAACCCAGACGAACUGCCUUUGCAUCAAAAGGUGUUGAAGUUUCCCCUUCAUGCUGUGUUGGAAGUGAAAGAGGUGUUGAUUGACUGGGCGUCUCAUGCAGGAAUGCAGUGGAUUAGCGCCCUUAUUCCCACACAUCACGUCAAUACGCUUAUCUUCUUCUUCAUCAUCUCCAAUCUUACCCUGGAGUUCUUUGUCCUUGUCAUUCCCCUCAUCAUAUUCUACCUUUCUUUUGUGUCGAUGGUCAUCUGUACGCUCCGAGUCUUCCAGAACGGCAAGGCUUGGGAGAACUUUCGUGCACUAACAUCCAUGCUGGCUCAUUUCGAGCCAAGCAUUGACCUCGAGCAGGCCGAGUCUAACUUCACUUGGAACCAUCUGGAGCCAUACCUAUAUUUCCUCCUCUCUAUGCUAUUUUUAAUAAUUUCAUUUCCUCUCGCAGACGAAUCCUGGCUGCCAUGUUCGGAACUGGCUACCGUUGCGUUUUUUUUCACCGUAAGCAGCUACUUAAGUUUGCGACCAGCAGCGCAGCAACACGCCAAACUCGCUCUGCUCGUGCAAGUUGCCUCUGCUAUUUGUACGCUCAUGAAUCAUUUGCUGGGUGGCUGGAUGGGUCGUAUAGUGGGUGGUUCUUGGUUUAGCAUACACCUUAGCGACCUGUUGGUACUGCACAUGGGUGUGCCUUGUGUUUUGUAUCUCUACCUCCUAUACCUGUGUACUCGUAUGGCCACUGCAGGUGGGACACGCGGCACUUACUGCGUGCUGCUCCCUUACUUAUUAUGCUUCAUCUGGUGUGAGCUAGCCGUCACACUACUGCAAGAGUCCACAGCGUUGGGACUAAUGCGCACCGCUGUGGGCUACCUCCUUUUUUUCUUUGCUUUGCCCGUGCUGUCACUGGCUCUUGCCGCUGUAAUGCUGGUGCAAUUGGUGCAGUGGUUCCUUGCUCUGGAACUGGCCAAAAUGGCUUUAACCGUGUGCGUUUGCAUGCUGCCUGUCCUACUGCGCUGGUGGACACGUUUUAGCGUGUCGCCACUAGCGGUGUUGCGCUCUUUGCAGCGUAGCAGUGUGGUCAAGUUGAUCCUCGUUUGGAUUUCAGCCCUGGUGCUUUUCAGCUGGUUUUAUGUGUACCGUUCAGAGGGAAUGAAGGUAUACAACUCGACUCUGACUUGGCACCAGUACAGCGACCUCUGCGGCCCUCGUGCCUGGAAGGAGCGUAACAUGGCACACACCCAGAUCCUCUGCAGCCACUUGGAGGGUCACCACGUUACGUGGGAGGGCCGGUUUAAGUAUGUUCGCGUCACUGAGAUUGAGAACGGCGCACAAGCUGUUAUUAAUCUCCUACCGGUCUUUAUAGCGGACUGGGCUCGCUGUCUUUAUGGAGAGGAGUAUCCUGCCUGUGACACAAGCCUGCCGGGGCCCAUGGAGCCAUUAUGCCAGCUCAAGACACUCGCAAAGCAUAAGUGCCAUGUACAACGUUUCGACCACUACAAGUUUGAAGUGACUAUGGGGAUGCCGCAGGAGAAGAAGGGGCGAAACGGAGGGCAAGAUAUCGACGAUGCAACCAAAGACAUUGUGCUGCGGGCUAGCAACGAAUUCCGUGGUGUUUUGCUGGAACUCAGCUCAGGCAGUGUGGUGGAGUUUAGUACAGUACUUGAAGGCAGACUGGGCAGCAAAUGGCCAGUGUUUGAGCUCAAAGCGCUACACUGCAAGACAUGCGUCUCACCACUUGUACCAAUACGAAGACAGGUCAAGAUCGAGCAGGACUGGAGGGUUAAUGCUAGAAAUGCCUUGGCGUUUGCCUUCAAUUUCUUGUUUCACCCCCUGCUUUCAGUUGAGGUGGAUGUUGAUGUAGCUACUACAGAAGUGUCUGUAUGAAGCUAGUUAUCCGAUUAACCAAGUUCAUCCUUGGCAUACGCUGCAGUAUAAAACUAAAUCCGAAGUGCAGGGAGACUGUCAAGAUUUGGUCAAGUGCUUUUAAUGAAAGCGCUAUCAAAAAAGGCGUUAUCAUCUUGUUUUGUGUGUUUCAUGUAUGAAAGCCAAUAAAUAAGCAAGACUGUCCUUCAGUAGCUGCUAUGAGAACCAAAUGAACAGAUAUCACUACAAUCCCUGAACUGUCACAACACUGAUUCAACAGUUUUCAAUAUGAAUCACAUGUAUGGGAAAUUCACAAUCAUAUGCCUUAGUUAUAAGCCAUUUGAUAUGGACUAACUGACUUUUCUACAAUGAAGAAGCUGCACUGGCUUUCCCUCUUUUGUUACAUGAAUAAUAGGGCUUUUAUUCAGCUGAUAUUUAUUAUUACUGUAUAUCUAAUUGAGUUAAUAUUUUGAAAGAUAAUGCAUUAUGACUAGUGUGUGUGCAUUUGUGUGCACUGCAAAAUGAAAAUGUUUUCCAAAGCAGUAUUUUUUUUCUUGCUUUUCAGUAAAAAAUAUCUAAACAUCCUAAAAACAAGAUAUAUUCAUUUGACAAACAAAAUGACAUUAGAUUGUCUUGUUUUCAGAGAAGUCUAACAAACUUGUGUGAACUUUAUACUUUAACACAAUCAAUCUGCCAGUGGGAUAUGAAAAAUAAACCUGUUAUUUCUUUGUAUUAAGUUGAUUUUUCUUACCCCAUUGGCAAAUAGUAAAACCAAAAAAUGUUGUUAGAUUUCUGUGUAAACAAGACUUGGGUAUAGUUCACCCAUAAAUGAAAAUUAUCUAAUCAUUUACUCACCCUCAAGCCAUCCCAGAUGUGUAUGAAUUUCUUUCUUCAGCUGAACACAAACAAAGAUUUUUAGAAGAAUAUCUCAGUUCUGUAAGUACAUACAAUGCAAGUGAAUGGGUACCACAAUUUUGAAGCUCCAAAAUGCAUAUAAAGGCAGCAUAAAAGAAAUCCAGAAGACUGCAGUGGUUAAAUCCAUAUCUUCAGAAGCAAUAUGAUAGGUGUGAGAGAAACAUUUCAAUAUUUAAGUCCUUUUUUACUAUAAAUUACCCUCACUGCCCAGUAGGUGGCGAUAUGCACAAAGAAUGCGAAUUUGCAAAAACAAAUGAAGAAGAAAGUGCAAGUGGAGAAUAAUAGUAAAAAAAAAAGGACAUUGAUCUGUUUCUCACCCACACCUAUCAUAUCGCUUCUGAAGAUAUGGAUUUAGUCACUGGAGUCUUAUAGAUUGCCUUUAUGUCCUUUUGGAACUUCAGAAUGUUGGUACCCAUUCACUUGCAUUGUCAGGACCUACAGGGCUGAAAUAUUCUUCUAAACAUCUUUGUGUUCAGCAGAAGAGAGUAAGUCAUACAUAUGAUGGCAUGAGGGUGAGUAAAUGAUGAGCAAAUUUUGAUUUUUGGGUGAACUAUUCCUUUAAUAUCUUAUGUCAUUUUGCUUGUCAAGUAAAUUUGUCUUGUUUUAAGGACGUUUAGAUAUUUUUACUGGAAAACAUGACAAAAAUACUGAUUUAGAAUAGGGUUUUUUGCAGAGUGUCUGUUUUUGCCUUAGAUUAGCAGCAGUGUCUUUUUAAAGAUGUACUGUAAAUGCAUUUUUUUCAUAAUUUAAGGCAUAUAGAACAAAAAUGAAAAUGAUUCGAUUUUUCUGUGAAAAUGCUGUAUGAUAGAUUUCUUUGACAAGUCUACAGAUCUCCUUUUAUACAUAUAUAUAUAAGGUUGGGAUUAAGUUUGAAUUUUGAGUUAUGAUUUAUAGACUUCUUCACAUGUUUCAAACCUUUGACAUUGCUGAAAAGACAUUGGCUGGCUUGUGACUAUACUGAAGGUACAAUAUGACCACUACGGUACAUUGAACAAUAUUAAAAUAGUAGUGAUUGAA
Myxocyprinus asiaticus (Chinese sucker) is the source of this 4740-nucleotide messenger RNA. RefSeq names its product wolframin-like. The transcript is spliced from 8 exons. Gene Ontology annotation, cellular component: endoplasmic reticulum membrane; endoplasmic reticulum. Gene Ontology annotation, biological process: endoplasmic reticulum unfolded protein response; calcium ion homeostasis. Lineage: Eukaryota; Metazoa; Chordata; Actinopteri; Cypriniformes; Catostomidae. Gene Ontology annotation, molecular function: protein binding. Bases 142 to 2829 code for a protein of 895 amino acids. The record is from RefSeq and is a predicted model, not a curated record.